Molecule: messenger RNA, 2663 nt
Organism: Oncorhynchus tshawytscha (Chinook salmon)
Lineage: Eukaryota; Metazoa; Chordata; Actinopteri; Salmoniformes; Salmonidae
Product: family with sequence similarity 163 member B, genome duplicate a
Exons: 3
Coding region: 1339-1833 (164 amino acids)
Source: RefSeq, a predicted model, not a curated record
CCGCUUCACGAAAAGUGGGCAAUUAAGGUGAUGCGUUUCUAUGAUCUCACAGUCCUCCUGUCGAAGAUGAGAAUAGGACAGAGGUGUCGAAUCUAACUCUUAGGGAUGCUCUUCACGUCGACAUCUCAAGAGUCGAUACUGUAAUGAUUCAACUUGUCACAGUUUUACAACAGCCAUAUACUACAUGAACAUUUGGGCAUAGGCUACGAGGAGCGCUGACUUUAAAGACCACUUUCUCUGCUCUGUCUGCUCAGCCGCGCUUUACUCUAUUCAGCGGUGAGAUUUUCGUAGGUUUCUUUCUUCUGUCUCAAUCUCAACGCUUUCGAUUGGAGCACCACCAAUGCCGAUAAUUUUUUAGCCUGCUGAUUUCCGAGGAAAUACGCUACACAGCUGGGUUAUAACGAACAAGCCGCCCAGUACAUGAAUUAUAGGGCGACUACCCGAGUGUCAGGAAUACGGGAUACAUUCGCUGAUGGACUAACCGAACCAACUGCAGCCACAAGCCUAACAGUGGAGCCAAAACCGGGAGGGGAGAAAGAACAGUUUCAAUUCCCUGACGGUUAUUUCUCAAAGGACCCCCGGGACAGGAAAUCUGACCACUUCUAAUUGUGGAAAACUGCUUUGUGACCGUUACACAUGCUUUUGUUUUGCGUGGUAUGGGUGUAAGGACCGUAUUUUAAAGAUACCCAGCAGAUACCAGGCAGUCACAAUACAACCUAUCAAACUCCGUCCAACCGGGCGCUGGUGGUAUAGGGCUGCAUGCCUUAUCAGAACAUAUAUUUUUUUGUCGUUUCUUUGGACGUAUUUUGAGAUUAUUUUAAGCAGCUUUGGAUACUUUGUUUUUGCGUUGCAUGUGAAUUGAAAUGAGCCUGGAAUUGGCCUUUAUAUGACUUUUCUAUCCUAUAUGAAGGAGUUGGAUAGCGGAACGAGAGGAGAGCGACACAAACAAACAACGGGGACUCAACACUAUUCAUAUUGAGAUAAUUUCGUUGUGAUUUUAGUAGACAUUAUUAACUCAUAUUUUAGUGUAUGCCUUAAAUCCAUGUUAUAGUUCGUAUUAAAUAGUUAUUAAUGUAACGUUUUGUUUUGGACACUUUUCCAUACGGGGGUUCGGUCAUAUGGUGAAACUGGAGGAGUGAACACAACUGUUAGGGUUUCAGUCAAGCAGUGACAUAAAUAAACGAAUCAUCAUCACCCAAGUCUGCCCGCGACCCUUCGGUGACUCACGUGCCAGCCUCGGUGAUGGUCGGAAUAGAGAUCUAACAAGACAGCAACCCUGCUGAUGCGACCAGGUACAUUUCAAAUAUCUGUGAAGGCUGUUGAUGGAGAGGAUUUCGAAUGACAGCCGGGACAGUGGUCAUCACAGGCGGUAUUUUAGCUACAGUUAUCUUACUGUGCAUCAUCGCAGUACUGUGUUACUGUAGACUGCAGUAUUAUUGCUGUAAGAAGGAGGAGUUGGAGUCGGAGGAGGAGGAGCCCGACUUUGCAGUGACGUCCCGCCUCCCGCCAGUCCACUCCAACCAUAACAUUGUGGCGGCGUCGGUCGCCGCCUCCACCCCUAACGGCCCCGCCCUCUUCACACCGCCUUUAGCGCGGAAACUAACUCGCUCGCAGACAUUUUGCCCUUCGUGCACACACCAUGAUGUGCCCUUCUACCUGCAGCAUCCGGACGGCCUGCGGAACGGCGGCGACCGCAUCAGCUACCGUAGCAUCCAACAGCAUGACCUGGAACUGCCCUUAGAAAUGCCCAGCUACCACAAACUGAACCUGACCCGGUCAGUCACCAUGAGGGACAUGUUCAACCGCAGCUGCAGCAUCAGCACUGACGUCUAGUGGUAUCGGCGACACCCCAUGGCAUGGAGGGCUCAUGGAAACAGAUAGAUAACUACAAUGGGGACAGAUAGUGGGACUGCAGCUCGACAACCACAGCUCCAUGUCCCUUGGUCUUAUGCUGAGAUAUAACCGCACAUUAACUGGUGAAAAUAUAAGCAUUAAAAAAUCCAUCCUCUCCUCAUCCGCUUGGUCUGUGGUGAGUAGGAUGUUGACCCUCAAAUAAAACAGUUUCUACUCUGUCUGGACUCGUAUUGGAUUACCCUAAACCUAAACGGUCUAACUAAACCACCCUCCGGUCUAACUAAAUUACCCUCUGGUCUAACUAAACCACCCUCCGGUCUAACUAAAUGACCCUCUGGUCUAACUAAACCACCCUCCCGUCUAACUAAACCACCUUCUGGUCUAACUAAACCACCCUCCGGUCUAACUAAACCACCCUCCGGUCUAACUAAAUUACCCUCCCGUCUAACUAAACCACCCUCCGGUCUAACUAAAUUACCCUCCGGUCUAACUAAACCACCCUCCAGUCAAACUAAAUUACCCUCCGGUCUAACUAAACCACCCUCCGGUCUAACUAAAUUACCCUCUGGUCUAACUAAACCACCCUCCGGUCUAACUAAACCACCCUCCGGUCUAACUAAAUUACCCUCCGGUCUAACUAAACCACCCUCCGGUCUAACUUAAACCAGCCUCCGGUCUAACUAAAUUACCCUCCGUUCUAACUAAACCACCCUCCGGUCUAACUAAAUUACCCUCCGGUCUAACUAAACCACCCUCUGGUCUAACUAAAUUACCCUCCGGUCUAACUAAACCACCCUCUGGUCAAACUA